GGCGGCCUGUCAGAGCCGGGCGGGCGUCGGGGCCUGGCGGGCGCUAAAUGGCGGCGGAGGGAGGCGGGGCGGCCGUCGCGCUCAGCCCCGCGUUCCCGAAACUUUAGCCUCGCCGCCCCGCAACUUUCCGGGCAAGCGCCGGCGCUCGGGGGCCGCGGGCGGCCGGGGAAGCCGAGGCGGCGCGGAGGGGGCCGGGCAGACUCGAACCCGCGGCGGAGCGGGCACCGGGCCACUGAAGCCGCGCGCGCCCCGCGGCCGCCGAGCCCGGCCGCGCCCCCCUCUCGCCCUCGGGCCCCCUCCCCUCCUCUGCCCCGGCCCCUCCGGGCCCCCCGCCCGGGUUCCCCCUCCCGGACCUCCCCUCCCGGCAGCUCGCUGCGGGGAGGAGGCCGCGCGCAGCCCCGGGCCGGCGGUGCAUGCGGGCGGGCGGCGGCCUUGAGCCGGCGCGAACAUGGAAGGCUUGACGCUGAGCGAUGCGGAGCAGAAAUACUACUUGGAUCUCUUCUCCUACUGCGACAUCGAGAGCACCCAGAAGGUGGCGGCCAACGGGCGCGUGCUCGAGCUGUUCCGGGCCGCGCAGCUGCCCAACGACGUGGUCCCGCAGAUUAUGGAGCUUUGCGGUGCAAAAAGACUUGGUUAUUUUGGAAGAAGUCAGUUCUAUAUUGCUUUGAAACUUGUAGCUGUUGCCCAAUCUGGGUUCCCUUUAAGAGUGGAAAGUAUAAAUUCAGUAAAGGACCUUCCUCUGCCAAGAUUUGUAACUUCAAAGAAUGAACAGGAAUCUCGCCAUGCGGCCUCAUAUUCUUCAGAUUCUGAAAACCCGGGGUCUUACUCUGGUGUGAUUCCUCCCCCACCCGGCCGCGGACAAGUGAAAAAGGGACCCCUGAGCCACGACGCCGGCCCACCUCGCGCAGCUGCGGAGCAACAGGAACCUGCAUCCCCGGUCGUCUCGCCCCAGCAGUCCCCGCCGGCCUCUCCACACACAUGGCGGAAACACAGCCGCCACCCCAGCGGGGGCAACAGCGAGAGGCCCCUCGCGGGGCCCGGGCCCGGGCCAUUUUGGUCUCCCUUUGGUGAAGCACAAUCAGGUCCUCCUGCUGGCGAUGCCGCGUGGUCAGGGCGCUCCCCACCUCCACCUCAAGAAAACUGGGUCAGUUUUGCAGAUACUCCACCAACCAGUACUCUUUUAGCCAUGCAUCCUGCUUCUGUCCAGGACCAGACAACAGUACGAACUGUAGCCUCAGCUACAACUGCCAAUGAAAUUCGUAGGCAAUCCAGUAGUUACGAUGAUCCCUGGAAAAUAACAGACGAGCAAAGACAGUAUUAUGUAAAUCAGUUUAAAACCAUUCAGCCUGAUCUAAACGGAUUUAUUCCAGGAUCUGCAGCUAAAGAGUUUUUUACAAAAUCAAAACUUCCUAUUCUUGAACUUUCUCAUAUUUGGGAGCUCUCAGACUUUGAUAAAGAUGGUGCACUGACACUGGAUGAGUUUUGUGCUGCUUUUCAUCUGGUAGUUGCUCGGAAAAAUGGCUACGACUUACCUGAAAAACUCCCUGAAAGCUUAAUGCCCAAACUGAUUGAUUUGGAAGAUUCUGCAGGUGUUGGGGAUCAGCCAGGUGAGGUAGGUUAUUCAGGCUCUCCUGCAGAAGCACCUCCCAGCAAGUCGCCAUCAAUGCCAUCACUGAACCAGACUUGGCCGGAGCUGAAUCAGAGCAGUGAGCAGUGGGAGACAUUUAGCGAACGCUCUUCAAGCUCACAAACUCUGACCCAAUUUGAUUCUAACAUUGCACCAGCUGAUCCUGAUACUGCUAUCGUUCAUCCGGUUCCCAUUCGAAUGACUCCAAGCAAAAUCCACAUGCAGGAAAUGGAGCUUAAAAGAACCGGCAGUGAUCAUACUAAUCCCACUAGCCCAUUACUUGUGAAACCUCCUGACCUCUCAGAAGAUAAUAAGAUAAAUUCAUCAGUGAAAUUUCCUUCUGGAAAUACUGUAGAUGGUUACAGUAGUUCAGACUCGUACACUUCUGACCCAGAACAGAUCGGGAACAACGUAACUCGUCAAAGGUCUCACUCGGGAGCGUCGCCCGACAGCACGGCCCCCCCGCCGCCCCCUCCGCGGCCUCAGCCCUCCCAUUCCAGAUCCUCGUCCCUUGACAUGAACCGGGCCUUCGCGGUCACCACAGCACAACCGCAGGCUGGAGCCGUCACCCACCCUCCUGCAGUGCCUCCAAGGCCACAGCCCUCCCAGGCGCCGGGUGCCGCCGUGCACCGCCCCGGGGACGCCGACGGCCUGCUGGCCCACACGAGCACCUCUCCGCAGCAGAUCCCGGAGCAGCCCAACUUUGCGGAUUUCAGCCAGUUCGAAGUAUUUGCCGCAUCCAGUGUGAAAGAAGAGCACAGUGAUGACGCUGAGCAGCAUCCCGAGGUCCUGCCGGUUGAGAAGUCUUCUGAUCCUGCAAGUUCUCUUCGAGUUGCCAAAAUGGAAAAUAAAAUGGAAGAAAAGACGGCUGCUGGCGCACCCGCCAAUGUGAGCAAAGGCACCACACCUCUUGCGCCACCACCUAAACCCGUUCGGAGAAGGUUAAAAUCAGAAGAUGAAUUGAGGCCAGAAGUCGAUGAACAUACUCAAAAGACUGGUGUCUUAGCUGCUGUUCUUGCCUCACAGCCAUCUAUUCCUCGAUCUGUGGGGAAAGAUAAGAAAGCUAUUCAGGCAUCAAUUAGACGCAAUAAGGAAACCAACACAGUUUUGGCCAGAUUGAAUAGUGAAUUGCAGCAACAAUUAAAGGAUGUUCUCGAGGAGAGAAUUUCCCUGGAAGUUCAACUGGAACAACUUCGACCAUUCUCUCACCUAUAAGCCAAUUGCCGUUAACUGUGAACAUACCCAUUUUUAAGCGGUUUUGGGUUCAAAGCCAAUUUGAGACCCAAACAUUCAAUUCACUGCUUAAUUCAACAUUAAAUUUUAUGGUUCUGUUUUGCCCUAUAUGUUCACCAUUGUAUUUAAGUACCUUUUAUUUUUUAAUUUCAACAAUAAAAGGGUCAGGAUGACUUUUCCUGGA
Molecule: messenger RNA, 3044 nt
Organism: Choloepus didactylus (southern two-toed sloth)
Lineage: Eukaryota; Metazoa; Chordata; Mammalia; Pilosa; Megalonychidae
Gene: REPS1
Product: RALBP1 associated Eps domain containing 1
Exons: 20
Coding region: 449-2842 (797 amino acids)
Biological process (GO): endocytosis; endosomal transport
Cellular component (GO): cytoplasm; plasma membrane
Molecular function (GO): calcium ion binding; protein binding
Source: RefSeq, a predicted model, not a curated record